AAACCAACGUAAGGCGGUGCUCCAAUUUUUCAGACGCCAGACGUCGGCGGAGCUCGCGGUCCGGCUCGGAAAUGGCGGGUCGGCUCGCGAGGAGGCUCUCGCCGUCGCCGGAAUCCUUCCUCGCCGCCGUCGUCGAUAGACGCCCGGUCUUCGCUUGGUCGGGUCGCGAUCCGUCCGGGCCCCGGCGGGCUUCCUCCUCCUCAUCGUUGUCGUCGUCGUCGUCGUCGUCUUCGUCGUCUUCGUCUUCGUCUUCACCUUCGUCGCCGGACGGAACGGCGUCGAAGCCGCAGAAGAAGAUCACGGACCGCCUGUCGGCCGUGAUCGACGCCGUCAAUGACCGCAAGCUUCCCCCCGAGCUCCGCGGCCGUCGCAACGCCGUCAGAUCAGAGACUGAUAUUGUGAACAUAGUGGAGCGAAGGAUAUGGCAUUCGAUGGAGGAAGGACAUUUUGAGAACUUACCUGGAAAAGGGAAACCCCUUGACCUGAGCGUAAAUCCGCACGCAGAUCCAGCGGAAGACACCUUGUAUCGGAUUCUUAAUAAGAAUGGUUGUGCUCCAGAGUGGGUAGAACUUAACAAGGAAAUAAGGAGUGCGAUGUUUGAGUGGCGGAGAGCGCUAAAGAAAGCAUGGAUGAGCAGAAGCAAUGGGAGUCGAUCUGAGUGGGAUGAGCGUUCGGAGGCUUUGAAGGUGCAAAUGCGCAGUAUUAACGACAAGGUCUUUCGGUAUAAUCUCAUUGUGCCCUUUGGACGCCAGAUGUCUGGGAUGAAGUGGGAGAAAGAAUUAGAUCGUUUGAGCGAUGAAUGACUUCUCAUACAGUUGUAAUAUUAUAACAAUUUAGGAGUUGUACUUUGGAGGUGAUGAUAUAUCUAUGAGAUGUUAUAGUUGUAUAAUGUUUUGGUAGAAUGUGCUCAUCGAUUGUUUCUUGAUU
Messenger RNA from Eucalyptus grandis, 927 nucleotides. RefSeq names its product dnaJ homolog subfamily C member 28. The record is from RefSeq and is a predicted model, not a curated record. NCBI's taxonomy places the organism in Eukaryota, Viridiplantae, Streptophyta, Magnoliopsida, Myrtales, Myrtaceae. The transcript has 3 exons. Bases 72 to 803 code for a protein of 243 amino acids.